AAAGAGGCAAAGACAGUGCUUUACUGUUUUGUUUUUUUCUUUUCACUUUAAAAAGUUACUUGUCCAUAAAAUAUACAAAAUUAAUUUCUAAUUCUAACAUCAUUGAGUGCAGCUCAGAUCUAAUCAGAUCCCACCAACAAUGCUCAAAGCCAACAUUCUCACCGGCCUUUUCCUCCUCUUCACUCUCUCCUCCGCGCAAACCCCUCCGGCACCAGAACCAGUGGCCGCAGAUGGACCUUCUUCUCCGACGAACUGUCUAGUGAGUAUGCUAAACGUAUCAGACUGUCUCUCGUACGUUCAGGUAGGGAGUACUGAGACUAAGCCAGAAGCUGCCUGUUGCCCUGAGCUUGCUGGGAUGGCUCAAAGCUCGCCGGAGUGCGUCUGCAAUCUUCUCGGCGGCGGCGCAUCGCCGCGUUUCGGAGUAAAGCUUGAUAAGCAGAGAGCUGAGGAACUUUCUUCACUUUGCGGUGUGAAAGCUCCAUCGCCUAGUCUGUGUUCAGUUCUGGGUUUUCCGACCAUCUCUCCAGCCGGAAGUGAAGAUUCAUCAUCUGCAGGUUCUGAAGGAUCUGAAAAAGAUAAGAAAAACGGAGGCAUGCCCACUAAAGAUUAUGGAUUAGCUUUCAAAUCUCUUGUGUUGGCCUUGUUCACGAUUUUUUCUUUAUACUGAUUAUUACAAAGUGAUGCAGCAUAUAUUUAAAUCGUUAUCGUUUGUAUCUUCUCCCUUUGUGAUUCGUUGUAACUUGUAAGAAUCUUAUUAUGUGUGGUUCUUAUAGAACUUGAAUUCUAUUUU
This is a messenger RNA of Brassica oleracea var. oleracea, 790 nucleotides long. RefSeq names its product xylogen-like protein 11. The transcript is spliced from 3 exons. NCBI's taxonomy places the organism in Eukaryota, Viridiplantae, Streptophyta, Magnoliopsida, Brassicales, Brassicaceae. Bases 140 to 667 code for a protein of 175 amino acids. The record is from RefSeq and is a predicted model, not a curated record.